This is a messenger RNA of Acanthosepion pharaonis, 1923 nucleotides long. Lineage: Eukaryota; Metazoa; Mollusca; Cephalopoda; Sepiida; Sepiidae. The record is from the annotation of a GenBank genome assembly.
AUGCGCGUUGGUGACAGCAGAGAGAUUGUGGGUGGACUUCGAAACUGUCCCUUGUCCUCCGAUUGUGGGUGGACAUCAAAACUGUCGCUUGUCCUCCGAUUGCAGGUGGGCAUCGAAUCUAACCAUCGUCCUCCGAUUGUGGGUGGGCAUCGAAUCUAUCCUCGUCCUCCGAUUGUGGGUGGGCAUCGAAUCUAUCCCUCGUCCUCCGAUUGUGGGUGGGCAUCGAAUCUAUCCCUCGUCCUCCGAUUGUGGGUGGGCAUCGAAUCUAUCCUCGUCCUCCGAUUGUGGGUGGGCAUCGAAUCUAUCCCUUGUCCUCCGGCAGGUGGACAUCUAUCCCUUGUCCUCCGAUUGCAGGUGGGCAUCGAAACUAUCCCUCGUCCUCCGAUUGUGGGUGGGCAUCGAAUCUAUCCCUCGUCCUCCGAUUGUGGGUGGGCAUCGAAUCUAUCCCUUGUCCUCCGAUUGCAGGUGGACAUCGAAACUAUCCCUGUCCUCCGAUUGUGGGUGGGCAUCGAAUCUAUCCUCGUCCUCCGAUUGUGGGUGGGCAUCGAAUCUAUCCCUCGUCCUCCGAUUGUGGGUGGACAUCGAACUAUCCCUCGUCCUCCGAUUGUGUGUGGGCAUCGAAUCUAUCCCUCGUCCUCCGAUUCGUCCGAUUGGCAUGGGAAUCGAAUCUAUCCCUUGUCCUCCGAUUGUGGGUGGACAUCGAAACUAUCCCUUGUCCUCCGAUUGCAGGUGGGCAUCGAAACUAUCCUCGUCCUCCGAUUGAAUCUAUCCCUCGUCCUCCGAUUGUGGGUGGGCAUCGAAUCUAUCCUUGUCCUCCGAUUGCAGGUGGACAUCGAAACUAUCCCUCGUCCUCCGAUUGUGGGUGGGCAUCGAAUCUAUCCCUUGUCCUCCGAUUACAGGUGGACAUCGAAACUAUCCCUCGUCCUCCGAUUGUGGGUGGGCAUCGAAUCUAUCCCUCGUCCUCCGACUGUGGGUGGGCAUCGAAUCUAUCCCUUGUCCUCCGAUUGCAGGUGGACAUCGAAACUAUCCCUCGUCCUCCGAUUGCAGGUGGGCAUCGAAUCUAUCCCUCGUCCUCCGAUUGUGGGUGGGCAUCGAAUCUAUCCCUUGUCCUCCGAUUGCAGGUGGACAUCGAAACUAUCCCUCGUCCUCCGAUUGUGGGUGGGCAUCGAAUCUAUCCCUUGUCCUCCGAUUGCAGGUGGACAUCGAAACUAUCCCUCGUCCUCCGAUUGUGGGUGGGCAUCGAAUCUAUCCCUCGUCCUCCGAUUGUGGGUGGGCAUCGAAUCUAUCCUCGUCCUCCGAUUGUGGGUGGGCAUCGAAUCUAUCCCUCGUCCUCCGAUUGUGGGUGGGCAUCGAAUCUAUCCUUGUCAUCCGAUUGCAGGUGGACAUCGAAACUAUCCUCGUCCUCCGAUUGUGGGUGGGCAUCGAAUCUAUCCUCGUCCUCCGAUUGUGGGUGGGCAUCGAAUCUAUCCCUCGUCCUCCGAUUGUGGGUGGGCAUCGAAUCUAUCCCUUGUCCUCCGAUUGCAGGUGGACAUCGAAACUAUCCCUCGUCCUCCGAUUGUGGGUGGGCAUCGAAUCUAUCCUCGUCCUCCGAUUGUGGGUGGGCAUCGAAUCUAUCCCUCGUCCUCCGAUUGUGGGUGGGCAUCGAAUCUAUCCUCGUCCUCCGAUUGUGGGUGGGCAUCGAAUCUAUCCCUCGUCCUCCGAUUGUGGGUGGGCAUCGAAUCUAUCCCUUGUCCUCCGAUUGCAGGUGGACAUCGAAACUAUCCCUUGUCCUCCAAUUGUGUGUGGGCAUCGAAACUGUCCCUUGUCCCCCGAUUGAGGGUGGGCAUCGAAACUAUCCCUUGUCCUCCAAUUGUGGGUGCGCAUCGAAACUGUCCCUUGUCUCCCGAUUGCAGGUGGGCAUCGAAGCUCUCCGUUAUCCUCUGA